Molecule: messenger RNA, 4074 nt
Organism: Athalia rosae (coleseed sawfly)
Lineage: Eukaryota; Metazoa; Arthropoda; Insecta; Hymenoptera; Athaliidae
Product: carbohydrate sulfotransferase 5-like
Exons: 8
Coding region: 2114-3373 (419 amino acids)
Biological process (GO): N-acetylglucosamine metabolic process; sulfur compound metabolic process
Molecular function (GO): N-acetylglucosamine 6-O-sulfotransferase activity
Source: RefSeq, a predicted model, not a curated record
ACAUUAACACGAUCAUGACAUAGUGAAUAAGGUGAAAGAUUUACGUAUCAAACGGGAACCAAAUGAUAACAUAUAUUUUCGGAAAUUCGAAACGAGCUUUAUCGUAACUGAAGUUCAAGUACAACUAUGAUUUACAAACCGAUGAAAUUCAUAUUCAAUAUAAGAGACCGCAGUGGACAAGCCAUAUUUAUUACACUGAAAUUUUCACGUAAUUUUUGCUCUCGAUCGCACUCUCUGGUUAUUGUAACAAAAAUCGGAACUCCACGAUAUCUGUGAACUGCGUCAUUCGGACAAAAAGAGUAAAAUUUUGACUGCGAGAAAUCGAGAAGAAGCACAUUAGAUAGACAAUUUAGAAAUACGUACACAAUAUCAGUGAGGUAAUCGCGCACACUGGACAAGGCAGGAGAGGACCUAACGACGAUGAGGGAACCCCACAUCGAUUGCAAUUAAUUAUUCAAUUUGAAAGAUAACGGCAACUGAUCCUAGCUGAGUGCGAAUGCAAAACAAAUUCUUAUGUACCUAUUCUACAUUCACGUAGCAGUUGGAGAAUCAGAGCUAGUAGACUGCUUAACGAACUCUUUAACAUUUUCUGAUAAUUUUUAUUGUUUAUAGUAAUAUUUAUAACUGCAACUGGACGGGUACACUACUUAUCUGUUGUGUGCUGUUCAAAGCUGUUAUCGCACCUUCAUCAUGUAUGGAAAAAUUACAGACAAAUGAAACGACAUUCAUUAGGAGCAUGGAUGUGAUAAUUUAUUUACUUUAUUCCUUUAUUCAACUAGUUUAUCGAAGACUCUUGCUUGUUUUAUUUCGUUUCGGGUGAGAUGCAUCCAAGAGCGAAGAUCCUGAUUCAUGUAACAUCCAUACUUAUGCAUAAGUCAAGUUGGGGUUAUUCAAAUAACAAUUACAAUAUUAUCGAAUUUGAUCUUUAUGAGUUUUAUGUCUGCAUUCGGCAGAAGGGAGGGGGGGACCUUAGAGUGAAUUUCCCUUUAGAUCGGCGAAUAGUCUUGUUAUUCACAUGUGUGAUAACACCAAUUAAUUUUUAUCUCAAUUUCGAUACCAUGACGUGUUACUUCUUCUAUAUGUAAGUAUGCAAUGUGUGAAUAAAAAUUUUUGUAAUUCGUGAGAAGAACUUCAUAAAAAUUCAUUAUCGCUUAAUUAAAGUGUAUUUAUUUGAUGUUCGUUCUCCUGCGAGUGCGAGUGUUUUCAAGCAAAAAUGCUGCUCUGUCCGUUACGUUGGCGGUGUAAUAACUAUAAUUAAUUCUGGCGGAUGUGGCGGUUAACGAAUAAAUAAUUUCAUCGAGGUCAAUAGCGAAACGCCUGUAUCGAAACAGCAUCGUCUGCAUCGGUACGAAACUAUUUAAUAAUAGCGCGCAUGUAAUAACUAUUGAACAAUAACUCUGAAACUAUAACGAUAAAAAAGGUACGUUGUUUCGAAAUCUAAUUGUAAAUUGGAACUCAGAAAUCAGCACUCUGUUAUGAAGGUAUUCUAUAGUUCAUAGGUCAACCAAAAACUUGGACAUUUUCUGGCGAUUUCCGAUGAAGAAUAUAUAACCAUUGAAUCGAUGUACGCGUUAUCUGCGGCUUUGUCUUUCGCCGUUUAAAAAUAAAUCUUACAGAGAAUCGUUCAUUUUUACUUGAUAGCCGCGGGUAUUGAACGAACAUUGCUAGCCACAUUGCGCUAUUUGCUUUUUUUCUUUAACAAUAAGUAAUGGAGUGAAAGGGUAAUACGUGAUUUUUGAGUAGCAAAGUCUGAAGAAACAUGGACAUUCAGAAUUCACUGUGAGUUUCAGAGUUAAACCGAAUGAAUUUUCAAAAUUUUGCUGGUUACCAACUGGUAACUACACUAACAAAAUAAUUGCAAUUGGAUCCAGAGGAACGAAAUCGAGUGACCAUAUGUGUAGUGUUGCGCAAAACCGGGGGAAACUAGGCAAUGCCGGAAUACGGUAGAGUUAUCGACCACAAAAAAUUCACGAUGAUACACGGAAUUAAAAAAUUUGAAUUCUGUUUAAAAUAGCAUGGAGAUAAUUUGCGUAUUUUUCACAUUGGUAUUCGUUGAUAUUCUGUAAAGAAGUGUCGUUGAUCCUUCCGAGUUGAAACACCAGCAUAUAUCGAGAUGUCUAAGAGAGUAAGCUUUUAUGGGCUGGUUGGCCUUGGAUCAUUAUGUUUGGUUUUUUUAUUCUUCAACCAAAGAUACGGCAACCCAUUAAAACAUCGGAUACAACCGAUAUUGGCGAUGGGGAGAUCCUGGGACGAAAUUGAACCAAGGUCCCUUGAAAUUCAGGAACAGAUUUUGAAUACAAAUGAUAUUAAGGAGAUAGAUGAGUCGAAUGCUUCGUUAACUGUGAUACAGCACGUCAUUAAUCAGCAGCGAAGACUGAUUCGUGAAGAAAUGAUAGGCUAUCAAUACCCCAAAGGAAAUUACAAUAUUAGUGCUAACAAACUUGAAGAUUUGGUAUUGGAAAAGAAUGGGAGACCGCUUAGAAGUAUAAUUUUAACAACUUGGCGUAGUGGAAGUACAUUUCUUGGUGAUGUUCUCACAGCACAUCCCGCAAACUUUUAUCACUACGAGCCACUCCUAGAUUUUGAUAUUGUCCAAAUCAGGGGCCCUCCACUUGCCGCAGAAGCUCUUAAAAAUGUCAGAGCACUGCUUAAUUGCGAAUACGCAGAUCUAGAUCACUACAUAGAGUUUGGAAAAACUCAUUCUUGGCUCUUCAAUCAUAACGCACCGUUGUGGAAACAGUGCCAAGCCCAUAGAGGGCUAUGUUCUAAUCACAGGUUUCUCAGUGGAAUGUGUAAACUUUUUCCAUUCCAAUCAAUGAAACUUGUACGUCUCAGGUUACGAGUUGCACAAGAACUUCUGUCCGAUCAAAAAUUAGCUGUAAGAUUAGUUUUGUUAGUUCGGGAUCCCCGCGGAACUCUCCAGUCUAGGAAACAUCGUGAUUUUUGUCCGACAAGUCCUGAUUGUUCGGAUCCAGCUCUACUUUGUGCGGACAUGGUAUCGGAUUACGCCGUCGCGGUGGAAUUGCAAAAAAAAUACCCUACUACCUUCAGGGUUAUAAGAUACGAAGAUCUUGCCGUAGAACCGUACAAACACGUGGAAGAGCUUUCCAAAUUUUAUGGACUCGAUUUUCAUCCAAAUGUGAAAAAGUUUCUUGACACUCAUACUAAAAGUGACGCUGGUGGUGUAUCCAGCACUUUCAGAAAUUCAAAAGCGGCGCCUUUUCAUUGGAGAACAGAUUUGGAAUUCGAUGAAGUAGAAGAAAUACAGCGGUUUUGCAUCAACGCAAUGGAACACUGGGGUUACGUGCCAGCGAUGAACGCCACUCAUCAAAGAGAGUUCAAUCCUAUAACAGACUACGUGCUCGAUUUGUGACAUACUGCAUGGAAGUCCGUAGUGUUGUUAGAAUGUCCUCCGAAAUCGAAUAUGCAGCUAAGCGUAGUUACAUAUUAAACAGGUUAAUAGACGUUGUUGACGAGCACCAAUUAUUUGUAAAUCAUAUGUGACUAAUACACAUCAUUGUUGUGGUCUUGGAAUAAAUUCGAUGCAUUCCGAGGCCACAAGACUAAUUUUUCCAAAAGUAAAAGUAAAAUCGACAAUAUCAUACAGCCAGUCAACUAAAUUUGUAUUACAAAUUUCAUCCUGGUUUGGCAGUUUACGAAUAAUCAUCUUUUACUUUUGGGAUUAUGAAAUAUUAUGGACAGUUGUUUUUACCAGCAGACGAAUGUUAUUUAAGAAUUUCAUUUAUACAAGGAAAAAAAAAAGAAAAAAAAUCUUUUACACUAUUAGUAUUACAAGUAAUCUGCCAAGAGCUUUGAAGUGCACUUCACGUAUUGAAUCUCGCUACCAGUACCUAGUACCAGUUUUAUUAAUGCGAGAAAAAGAUUUAUAAACACGACGCAUAUAAGGAUUGGUUUCGCUUCGCUCACCCUACAUUUCAAAGGUUGUGCUUGUGAAAUGAUUAGAAAAAUAUACACACGUAAGAAUGUUUUGAAAAUUAGUUAGUUGAAUAUUCUCAGUCACCUAAUCGCAAAUUUAAAGCUUCCUAAAAAAAAGGUCGAAUUCUUCGGGUAAAA